AUGGCAACCGCUAUCGUUGUUGGCGCCACUGGCAUUCUUGGCCGUGAAAUCGUACAUCAACUCGGCCGCGAUCCUCAGAAAUGGAGCAAGGUUUACGCCCUCUCACGAUCCCAGAAGGAAGAGUUUCCUUCCAAUGUCGAACAUAGACACAUCGAUCUCACGGGUAGCGCGGACGACUUAGCUAAAGACCUUCAAGGUAUUAAGGCGGAAUACGUCUUUUUUGGUGCUUAUCUUGAACAAUCUGACGAACAGAAAAGCUGGGACGUCAACGGUGACAUGCUUCAAGCAUUUCUUGAUGCACUUGUCAAGAAUGGGACUGAUCAGCAAGUCAAGCGCAUUCUCUUGAUCACUGGUGCCAAGCAAUACGGCGUUGCCCUGGGACCUAUCAAGAACCCUAUGGUCGAGUCAGAUCCCUGGCUUACGGACAAAUCGAGCUUCCCACCCAAUUUCUACUACCGACAGCAAGAUAUACUGCACUCUUUCUGUGACAAGAGUAAUGGUCGAACAGCCUGGAACGUCACAUAUCCCAACGACGUCAUCGGAUACGCGCGCGGGAACUUCAUGAAUCUGACUACUGCGCUUGGGAUCUAUGCCGCCAUCAGCAAGGAGCUGGGCAACGACCUCGCCUUCCCUGGAUCGCAGAUAUCCUAUACUGGAUUCGACUGCUACACCGAUGCAGCAUUGCAUGCAAGGUUUUGUGAAUGGGUCGUGUUGGAGUCUUCGACUGCGAAUGAGGCCUUCAACGUCACUAAUGGAGAUGCAGAGAGCUGGCAGAACUUAUGGCCACAAGUGGCAAAGCGUUAUGGAAUCAAAGUCAGCGAGUCACAAUUUGCUGAGCAGCCUGGAUCUUUGGCUUCAACUAAAGAUUUGAAUCCCACUCCGCUCAUCAGUCUCUUCGAGAAACAAUCGGGACUCAAAGGUCUUACGAAGCGUGGGAAGAUCGACCAAAGCAUCGACUUGGUCAAAUGGAGCCAGCAAACGGAUGUGAAGCAAGCAUGGAAAGAGUUAUCGAAACGCGAUGGCUUGGACGAGAACGCUCUAGAGAAAGCUACAUGGGGUUUCUUGGGUUUUGUAUGGGGAAGAAACUACGAUCUUAUCAUGAGCAUGAGCAAAGCGCGACGAUUUGGGUGGUCCGAAUAUCUCGACACUUGGGAGAGUCUCUGUAAGACGUUUGAUCAGCUCGAGGCUACGAAAGUUCUUCCAAGGCGUAAAUGA
Fusarium oxysporum Fo47 is the source of this 1215-nucleotide messenger RNA. RefSeq names its product SDR family oxidoreductase. The record is from RefSeq and is a predicted model, not a curated record. The transcript has 3 exons. NCBI's taxonomy places the organism in Eukaryota, Fungi, Ascomycota, Sordariomycetes, Hypocreales, Nectriaceae. Bases 1 to 1215 code for a protein of 404 amino acids.